AUGGCCGAAUCCUCAGUGAAGACCGAGGGCGAUGCCGCGCCUCGGCCCAAGGCUGGGUACAAGUCAUGGAAGAAGAAGUACCGCAAGAUGCGCAUCUCCUUUGAGAACAAGAUGCACGAGGGCGAAGAUAUUUUCAAGCAGGAGGCCAAAGCACAGGCGACCGUGAAGCGGUUAGCUAUUGAGAACGAUCGCUUACUGGACAUCCUCCUCGAGGUCAACAACUCGGCCCAGAUCCCGCUCGAGAAGCGAGUCAACAUCUCUCUCCCACCAUCAAAAUCCAGCGACCGCAUCCAUCCCAUCGACCAAGACUACGAGAACCAGAAGGAGCUGCCCCUGAAGAGACUCGAAGACCUCCUCAACGAUGUGCCACACCAGCCCUACAGGCUCGCCAAGGAGUCCGACCCUCACCUGGUCGCCGAGCUCGAGAAGUCGGAAGGGGACAACUACCCAGCCCACUUCCUCUGCGCAGACGACAUCGACAACUACCUCCACCUCAUCGACCAGAACAUCGAACCGGACAACCCAGUCCCAACCCUCGCCCCCCUAGCGCAUCCCACCACCAACCCUCCCCUACACCCGCUCCUCAAGAACCCCAACAGCGCGACCAGCUGGCUCCGCCGCCACGCCCCCCAUAUCUUCCUCCAGGGCAUCCAAGAACCAGGGGCCGAGUCUCACGAGGACGCCAGCACCGCAGGCGGAGCCGACGAGGCCGCUUCCACCCACACCCCCAGCCACACCGGCGGCCGCAAGUCGCGCGGCGGCGCCCGAGGCGAGCGAGGCGGCAAGACGCCCAAGGUCCCCAAGGGCACCAAGCGGUCCCGGGCUUCGCUCGCCGCCGCAGCCGCCGCCGCGGACGUGGACGUGAGCAUGGACGACGACGGGGACCGCAACACCUCCACGCCCGCCAACAACGCCAAGGGCGGCAAGCGCAAGCGUGUGACCGAGGACGACCAGGGCUACCGUCCCAAGGGGUCCACCAGCCGGCCGACCAAGAAGAAGCGCAAGAGCGAGGGCGCGGAGGCGACGCCGACCGUUCGCAAGUCCAAGAGCAGGGAGGCGCUGGCUGCGUCCGCUGAGGCGGAUUAA
Clonostachys solani is the source of this 1086-nucleotide messenger RNA. NCBI's taxonomy places the organism in Eukaryota, Fungi, Ascomycota, Sordariomycetes, Hypocreales, Bionectriaceae. The record is from the annotation of a GenBank genome assembly.